Molecule: messenger RNA, 981 nt
Organism: Engraulis encrasicolus (European anchovy)
Lineage: Eukaryota; Metazoa; Chordata; Actinopteri; Clupeiformes; Engraulidae
Gene: vax1
Product: ventral anterior homeobox 1
Exons: 4
Coding region: 1-981 (326 amino acids)
Biological process (GO): neuron differentiation; regulation of transcription by RNA polymerase II; brain development
Cellular component (GO): nucleus
Molecular function (GO): RNA polymerase II cis-regulatory region sequence-specific DNA binding; DNA-binding transcription factor activity, RNA polymerase II-specific
Source: RefSeq, a predicted model, not a curated record
AUGGAGGUUCGGUACGGCCAGGAGCAGGAGCCGGGCAUGAUGCUGAAGAACGGGCUGAAGGAGGGAGCCAAGGAAGGGGGCAAGGAGAUGCAGGGCAGCCUCUGCUCCUCCACCAAGAGCUUCCUGAAGGACACCCAGGAGUCCUCCUUCUCCCCCUCUUCCACAGCCUCCGACACCUGUGAGAAGAGCCGCACGGCCACCGGGGACCCCGACUACUGCCGCAGGAUACUGGUGAGAGAUGCUAAAGGGUCGAUCCGGGAGAUUAUUCUGCCGAAGGGUCUGGACCUGGACCGGCCAAAGCGUACCAGAACCUCCUUCACGGCGGAGCAGCUGUAUCGCCUGGAGAUGGAGUUCCAGCGGUGCCAAUACGUAGUGGGCCGCGAACGCACCGAGCUUGCCAGGCAGCUCAACUUGUCCGAAACUCAGGUAAAGGUGUGGUUCCAAAACCGACGUACCAAGCAGAAGAAGGACCAGGGCAAGGACACGGAGCUGCGCUCGGUGGUGUCCGAGACGGCCGCCACCUGCAGCGUGCUGCGUCUGCUGGAGCAGGGCCGCCUGCUGACCAACCCGGGGCUGCCGGGACUGCUGCCCCACUGCGGAUCCGCUCUCAGAGGCCCCUCCCUGGGCCUGGCCAGUUCCGGUUCCGGAAGCGUGGGCAGCACCACGGCCAGCACCAGCCCCCCUCUGCCGCCGGUCACCAGCGCCGCAGCAGCCGCCGUCACGGGGUUACAGGGCGCCGGUUCAACGCCCCACUCACACCCCCACCACCCGCCGCACCCCCACCCGGGCAUCUUCGGCUUCCCCAUGCCCUCGCUGCUGGGCACGGUGGCUAGCCGCAUGUCCUCCAACCCCCUGGGCAUGGCGGGCUCGCUGGCCGGCAACCUCCAGGAACUCUCGGCCCGCUACCUGAGCUCGUCUGCCUUCGAACCCUACUCGCGGACCAAUGGCAAAGACACCCUGGACAAAAAGGCGCUGGAAUGA